UUAAUACAUAUAAAAUAUCUUUUAAAUAGAAUAAUCUUUGAUGAUAUUUUUUAUAUUAUAUAAAAUUUAAAAUGUUAAUAAAUAAGUAAGCAGCCUUAUUCUUGUACUUUUGAAUCUUCACUUCCCCAAUCCCCAUUGUCUGCGAGCGAAAAGGACAUGGAAAUGGGGAUUAGCUAACUUAUCCCUUUCCCUCUCCCAAUGUUCCGCGUCAAAACCUCUGUGUAAGUUUCCCCUCACCGUAAUUAUGCGCUUUCUCUCUCUCCUCCCCCCCUCCUCUCCCUCGCCUCUCGGUCUCUUCUAUAAAUGCUGCCGGCGCUUUGUUUUUUAAAAGAGAGAAAAUAAGCGAAAUGCAGGAGACGAUCAGAUACCUACUUGGCCGUGCCGGCGCCAGUGGCUACGGUUCCAAAUCGACGGCUGAGGACGUCACCAAGACCUCGCCGGACCUCCACGCCAUCACCGCCAUCAUCACUGGAGCGACGUCGGGGAUCGGGGAGGAAACGGCCCGCGUCUUGGCGAUGCGCGGGGCUAGGUUAGUGCUGCCGGCGCGGAAUCUCAAGGCGGCGCUGGAGACCAAGUCACGUAUCGCCGGCGAAUUGCCGGAAUCAGAGAUAAUCGUGCUCCCCUUAGACCUCAGCUCUCUUUCAUCCGUACGAUCCUUCGUCUCUCGUUUCCUCGGUCUCCAUCUUCCCCUCAAUCUCCUCAUAAACAACGCGGGAAAAUUUUCUCACAACUUCGAGUUAUCGGAGGACGGGAUCGAGAUAACCUUCGCUACCAACUAUCUCGGACACUUCCUGCUCACGAAGCUCCUGAUAGAGAAAAUGGUGGAGACGGCGUCGACUACAGGGAUCGAAGGACGUAUCGUUAACGUCUCCUCCGGCAUCUACACCUGGUUUUCGGGAGAUGGCCUCCUUUAUCUUGAUCUUGUCACUCGAAAGAAGAUAGAGUACGACGCAACUCGCACAUACGCGCUCUCCAAGCUAGCUAACGUGCUUCAUACCAUUGAACUUGCAGAGAAGCUCGAGGAAAUGGGCGCGAAUGUUAUAGCUAAUUGCGUUCAUCCCGGAAUCGUACGAACUCGCCUCACCCGUGAUCGAGAGGGAUUUCUCACAGAUCUGGUGUUCGCCAUGGCGUCCAAGCUUCUGAAGACGAUUCCUCAGGCGGCCGCAACGACGUGCUACGUGGCAGUGCACCCGGCAGUGGCCGGAGUGACGGGGAAGUACUUUGUGGACUGCAAUGAGGCUUCGCCGUCCGAUGAGGUGGUGAGCAUGAAGGAGGCAGCGCGGUUCUGGUCGGCGUCCGAGGAGAUGACGAUGGAGAAUACGUCGAAGGAGAAGGAUAAGGCUAUGUGAGGCGGAUUUGGUAUAAAAAUACAAGUAAAUGGCUAACAAAAACGCCAUCAGAAAAUGAUUCAAAAAACAUAAGUGGAUCAGUGGACUGGUAGAAGGGGAAAUUUGUAAAGGCGGAGUACUUU
Molecule: messenger RNA, 1471 nt
Organism: Dendrobium catenatum
Lineage: Eukaryota; Viridiplantae; Streptophyta; Magnoliopsida; Asparagales; Orchidaceae
Product: short-chain dehydrogenase TIC 32, chloroplastic
Exons: 7
Coding region: 348-1349 (333 amino acids)
Source: RefSeq, a predicted model, not a curated record